Aspergillus neoniger CBS 115656 is the source of this 1450-nucleotide messenger RNA. RefSeq lists its product as uncharacterized. The coding region runs from base 42 to 1136 and encodes 364 amino acids. The record is from RefSeq and is a predicted model, not a curated record. NCBI's taxonomy places the organism in Eukaryota, Fungi, Ascomycota, Eurotiomycetes, Eurotiales, Aspergillaceae. The transcript has a single exon.
AGCAAUAUCCCCCCCCCCCCAACCAAUUACUUCGUCCAAACAUGUCAAUAUACAGCCAUAUCGCAACCAGCAAGGAGCGCCAUGACCAGAUCCAAGCCGAACUCGCUAGUGUAGAGAGCAGUCCAGAGUCUCUCCAGUCGCAAGAAAGCUACCUGGCCGAGCUCCGGAACGAGCUGACGAAUACCAACAGACAGUUGUCGCAACUACACAAGAUCACCAAAGGGAACCGCGAGCUGCACGAAAAGUACCGCGACAGCACAGUACGCCGCCUAUUCUAUCGAGCGAGGGGCAAGAGGGAGGAAUUCGAGGCCAAAGCCGACCAGGAGAUGCGCGAUUACUACGACGCUCUAGCCAAGGAGAACCGUGCGCAGGCGCAGCGGGAGAUGCUGGAGGCGCAGGUCGAGGACGCGGUCGCUCAAGAGAAGGAACUCCGGCGUGCAUGCACCACAAGGGAACGGUUGCAUGCCGAACUGGAUGCCAUCUACAAGCGGAUCUUUGAGGGACGGACGGCAGAGUUCCCCGAGGAGGAUGCGCAAGAGGAGACAACAAAGCAGGCGCGGCGCGAAUAUGGGCAACGGCGCGAACGAUGGAGUGAUCUUCGGCAGGCGACGCAGUGCCUGGCGCGAGCGCAGCUGACACUCCGGGAGGUGCUGCUGAAUUUGGCAGAAACGCUGCGGUACUGUGAGAGGGAUCUGUGGAGUUUUGGAAGCACCCUAGCCGAUUGGCGGCAGCAGGACUGUCUGUCCCGGGCACAACAGAAGGUUACCCAGACGCAAAUGCUAGUCGCACAGGCCAGACGACUGGAUCCCAGAGUGCAGGCUCUGCCGGCCAUGAACAUUGUUGAGCACGACUGGGUUGGUGAGCUGGUCUUUGGCACCUUUCUGUUUCACACCGACUUUUUGAGCAUGCUGCAGCAGUCUGUUCUCGAGGUGAAGCGUGCGGAAGAGGUUCUGGCAGCGCAACUUAGACAGGCAAAGUCCCGUGAAGAUGAUAUGCAGGCCCAAGUGGAAGAUGCGCGAAUGGCGUUUGAGACCGCACAGCAAGAUCUCCGCCAACUCAGAUAUGAGCUCUUCAUGAAAACUGCGGAUCCUCCACCGCCCUACACCGAGCCGAUGUCUCCGGGGAUCAGUGUCUAGACCUGACAGCUGCUUAACAUAACAAGGAAUUUGCCUCACCGUAUGAAAGCAUUAUAUGUUUCUUAUAGUAGAGAGGCGUGAAAGAGAAAAAGGAUUCGCCAUUCCUCGCUCUAACAAAUUCCUACGGACUUCCUGGGUGUACUUCACGUUUCAAUACCAGUCUCUAAGAAUUAUAAUAGUCUUCUAUUUACAACACUGAAGCUGUUUCAUCACUGAGGGAUCUCGGGCAAAAUAGCACUGAAGGGGUUGCUUAUGCCAGAUUUCCAUCUGAUUUUGUUGGAUAUCACCUAUUAUAUAUUUAAUGCAUUACUAGC